UUACAGCUUUGACAUACUAUCUAAAGGUUGUAGGGCAGGCGGAAUCCCCCCCAAAACAGGCUGACCCUCCUCCAUCAGUGGCAGAUGGACAAUACUAGGAUGAACUCCUUCUUAGAGUAUGCAAUUUGUAACCGUGGGACGGGCGCCUACCACCAUUUAGAGCAAAGCUCCCCUUCCUUCCCCUCUUGCUCAGGUAGCCCCGCCAGUGACAGUUUUAACGGAGACGGGCGCUUUGGCGUGGGAGGGAGCGCGGCCGCCCACCUCCCCCAGCAGAACCCCGGCUUCCACCCUCCCUCCUCCGGCCGCCCCAUCCCCUUCGCGGGCGCUGCCCCCGCCGCCGGGUACCCAGCCCAAACGUGCAGCCCCGGCUACGGGCACCACCAGCUCUACCUCGGCCAGCAGGACGCGGACGGUGGGUACUUCCAAGCGGGCGGGUACCCGGCCACCGCCGGAUCCAGCCUCGGCUCCUUAGCAGAGAGCUACUGCGGGGCGGUGGCGGCCGCUGGGCAGUACCAGCAACACCACCUUUACGGGCAGGAGCAGCCCAGCUACUUGCCCGGCGUUUACAGCAACCUCUCGCCUUCUUUAAACGAGGACAAAGACCCUGCUUGCCCCUCCGAGCCGUGCCCCAACGCCAGCGCCACGCAGACCUUCGACUGGAUGAGAGUGAAGAGGAACCCGCCCAAGACAGCUAAAGUGUCGGAGUACGGACUGCUGGGCCAGCCCAACGCCAUCCGCACCAACUUCACCACCAAGCAGCUGACAGAGCUGGAAAAGGAGUUUCACUUUAACAAGUACCUCACCCGGGCCCGCAGGGUGGAGAUCGCCGCUACCCUGGAGCUCAACGAAACCCAGGUCAAGAUCUGGUUCCAGAACAGGAGGAUGAAGCAGAAGAAGAGGGAAAAGGAAGGUCUCGCCCCAGCUGCUGCCUCCAGGUCUGCGAAGGAAGCGAGCGAAGCCUCGGAUCAGUCCAACUGCACCUCACCUGAAGCCUCCCCCAGCUCGGGGUCCUCCUGAAACGCGUCCCCGCGGGGGCCUAGGGGUCAGCCCGGGGCUGCCCUGGGGGGGCAGCUGCUCCCCGCAAACCCAGCAGACACACAGCCACGAACACGCACCUCCCACGCACAGCCCCGACCGCACACAUGCGGGGGAAGCAAGGCCACGCUUCCUUCUGAGCAGUCCCUCCUGGCUCCGGCUGUCUCCACGAGUGUUGUACCAGCUCUCCCGCUUGCAUUUCUCUCUCUUAAUUUAUAGAUCCUCUCUGAAACACUGGACUCCGAAGGAGCAGCCGUGUCCCCCUACAUCCUUAGCAAUAGGCGUUUGGCUCAGGGACUUUCCCCCCCUCCCUCCCCUAUAGGAACUGCACUUUCAACCACAGAAACUUUAAAACGAAUUUAGUUCUCCCCCGUUUUAAAAACGUGCACAACGACUUUUGCCUGCAAGAAUCCUACGACCGAUGUAUUUUUUCCUCCCCGCGAGAUUGUAAAAAAGUUUUGGGGUAUUUUUUUUUGUUCCCCUUUUAUUUACUGUAUGUAUAUCUUGGCUCGAGAUCUGAGGCCCGCAGGGUGCCGGAGGCCUCUCUCUGCAAAGACCCAAACAAACACCAAAAGAAAAUGCAACUCCUCCGCUCCCGUUUUUGCACUAUUUCUGCUUUACAGGGUUUUUUGGGUUUGGGUUUUUGGUUUUUUUUUUUUACCUCUGCGACUGAGCCUGGGGGAGGGCGGGUUGUGCUACCAGAGAAAACGAGAUGAAGCGGAGGCUGACAUCGGGGUGCUUUGGGCAACGGUCGCUGUCGUGGGAGGUGGACGGGAACAAGGCUGCGGGGGGGCUGCGGGGCUUGGCCCCCCCGGCACUGAUGCACUGGCUGCUAUUUAUUGUGCGUCUCGACAGCCUGAAGUCGUGGAGAGAAGUAGCAUGGUUCCUUGUACCCUCACCCUCUUAGGCUUGUCGGAGUCCGAUAAAACCAUUAUUUAACCAUGGCUAAAUUGUUUCCCUUCCCCACGAGAAACUUUAGGGUAGGACGAACCGAAACCCACGGCAGCUUUUGUUAAAGAUUGUUUUAAAGGGACAUCGACGAAAACUAGCGGUUUCUUAAUCGGAAUCUCCCGUUUCCCUUCCACUCCCUUCCCCGUGCUCUGUAUCUCGACAUGAAACUACCUCAGUCUAAUAAAGUUUACUUUUUCCACACGCAA
Molecule: messenger RNA, 2192 nt
Organism: Phalacrocorax carbo (great cormorant)
Lineage: Eukaryota; Metazoa; Chordata; Aves; Suliformes; Phalacrocoracidae
Source: RefSeq, a predicted model, not a curated record